UCCACCAGUCUUUCAUUUCUCUUUCUUCCUGUCAGUCGCACUCGCACUCGCACCGGGCGGUGUAUAUCUGGAUCGCCCAAUCCCCGCAUCCUCCUCGCGUUGACGCACGCAGCCGCGGCUACCCCAGGACAAGUCAGUGAGUCCGCGUCAGAGCUUCUUCCUUGGCCGUGCUUUCCUUGAUCCCGCUGCUCGUUUCGCUUGAUUCUUCUUUCCUUGGCAAUGCGCGCCCGGGGCCAGGAGAGCACCCCCAUCGCCGGAUCAUCCCCCUCUUAAUUUUCUCAGAGUUCUUCCCUCCUUGCCCUUGAGACGGACCAUGGAAUCGUCCGGAAGCUAUCUUAUCUGACGGGCUUGAUUGAUUGUGAAAUGCUAGUAGUUUUAGGGCCUAAUAAACAGUUCACUGAUUGCUCUUUUGCCACUUGUAUGGUGGUACGUACUUCAUCGUAGAGCACAACAGGAAGACCAAUCCAUUCCUUUUCCCUGUACUAAGAUGCAGCAUCUUUAAUCUCCAUUGUAGUACUGUACUCGAAUUUGACUAGUUAUACAGACCCAAAGGCACCAGCAUCGUCCGUUCGCUUGUUGUCGACUUGUGAUAUUCAGCUAGCUUUGUUUUGAUGCCUCAUUUUGUGCCCUUUCCCUACAUGUUUCCUGCUCCCAUUCCUUGAUUCGAAUCAUCUGUAACCGGACCUUAACUCAUUUUCUGUACUAAGCUGCAGCAGGUAGGACACUACUGAAGAAGGUGAUGCUCACCGUCCACAGUUGCAGCAAAAAACAAAUAGCAUUGAGCGCAACAGCCUGCAUACUGAUGUUCUCCCUGCUCCUCUUCAUUUUUUGUUCACUUCAGACCAUACUCCUCAACAAUAAACCUUUCGUCAUCACCACUGCAUCUUCUAGAUCAUUGCAUGAGAUCGACUCCAAUUCAAAGCCUAUUAACGGGCUUCAAAAAAUUUCAUUGGAGGUUAUUGCUAACCUGAGUGCCAGCAAGGUGGAAACUGGACAGCAGAUGGAAGGCGGCACUCAUAACAUUACCAACGUCACUGAGAAUGCGGCAUCUGGAUGGAGCAUUGUGAAGGAGGAGCUGACAUUUUCAGCUGGAAGUGCCCCUUUCAGUAGCUGCCAUGCUUCCACCAUUGUAGAGAUUGGGAAAGACAACUUUUUGGUGGCUUAUUUUGGUGGAUCCAAGGAAGGUGCUCCGGAUGUCAAAAUCUGGUUGCAGAGAUACAGUGAUGGUCACUGGCAUCCUCCAGAAGUUGCUGAUGAACAAGAUGGGGUGCCCAUGUGGAAUCCUGUACUAUUUCAGCUCCCUUCUCAUGAGCUGCUCCUCUUCUACAAGAUUGGUCAGGAAGUUCAGAAGUGGAGUGGUGCCAUGAAAAGAUCGCUGGAUGGUGGCAUAUCCUGGUCAGAGAGAGAGCAGCUACCGCCUGGUAUUCUUGGCCCUAUUAAGAACAAGAUUUGGCAGGUGCACAGGAUACGUUCUCGGGGAGGAGGGGCGGUGGGGAACCGGCGGGCGACUAGGGUUGCGCCCCCGAGUCGCCCGAGAGCGGACGACGCGGGGGGAGGGCCUUUCCUGCUUGAAGAUGGUCGCCUGCUAUGUGGGUCCUCGGUAGAAAGCUGGAACUCUUGGGGUGCAUGGUUGGAGGUCACAAAAGAUGGUGGCAGGACAUGGCGGAAGCACGGUCCUAUCUCUACUAUUAAAGGGGGAUCGAACGUCGUGAUGGUUCGACCUCGUUCGAUCCCCCUCCCUUUGAACUCCCACACGCACGCAGCAGCCCACCAACAUAGCCCACGUACGAAAAAACACCAACUCAGCGCCCGCAAAAAAAAAUACAACAACUCAGCCCACGUACGAGAUCCACAGUUCAACACACGAACGAUAAGUCCAUGGAACCCCACGAUCGCGCCCAGUCAACAAAAAAACAGCUCUGCAACCCACGAACGAGGACGAGGUCCAUCGACCAAAAAUCAAACUUCUUCGACCCGCCAACGAACGCCAGUUCUUCCUGGCGUACGAGCUCCAUCAAGACGCCAGUUCUUCCUGGCGUACGAGCUCCAUCCACACGCGAAAGCACGCCGCCAAAACAGAAACGCCGCUUCAAUCGUCGUCCGGCCACAUCGUUCGCACGCGAGCUGUGAGAGCUGCAGCCUCUGCUGGUCGCCUCCAAACACAACCUCCGCUCGACGGUUGUUGCUGCGUCAUCUCCUGAGCGCGCCUACCGUCUUCUUUCUCUCCGAUGGCAAAGGAAGUUAUGUUUCAUGGUGCCUGAACUCCCUAGGUUUGCCAUCCUGACCUGUUCAAAACUUCAUAAUGUUAAUACUCAGAUUGCAUCUUUAACUUAUUUGAACAUAUCACUUAUUCCCCAAAGUUGCAAAAUCUAAUCAGUCUAUAAUUCUGCCCAGUAAAUUUUAACACCAUUUGGUAGAUCAUGCAGGAGAAAGAUUGCAAGUGUACAGUGAAGUUAGGCCAUAAUUCUGCCCAGUAAAGUUAGGCCAUAAUUUUGCACAACAGUAAGGCACCCCAUAACUAAACAGAAAUCUCUACUAUUAAAGGGGGAUCGAACGUCGUGAUGGUUCGACCUCGUUCGAUCCCCCUCCCUUCGAACUCCCACACGCACGCAGCAGCCCACCAACAUAGCCCACGUACGAAAAAACACCAACUCAGCGCCCGCAAAAAAAAAUACAACAACUCAGCCCACGUACGAGAUCCACAGUUCAACACACGAACGAUAAGUCCAUGGAACCCCACGAUCGCGCCCAGUCAACA
Messenger RNA from Triticum dicoccoides, 2758 nucleotides. RefSeq lists its product as uncharacterized. Lineage: Eukaryota; Viridiplantae; Streptophyta; Magnoliopsida; Poales; Poaceae. The record is from RefSeq and is a predicted model, not a curated record. The transcript has 8 exons. Bases 740 to 2284 code for a protein of 514 amino acids.